Messenger RNA from Coturnix japonica (Japanese quail), 2767 nucleotides. The record is from RefSeq and is a predicted model, not a curated record. Lineage: Eukaryota; Metazoa; Chordata; Aves; Galliformes; Phasianidae.
GAUCGCGCUCCCCGCUGCUCGGCGGCCGCCGCUCCCGUUGCGGCGCUCGGUGCAGCCCGGCUCCGGUCCGUCGUUGCGCUCCGCAGCCGCGUGCUGGGGAUGGCGGCGCUGGAGCUGUUCUCGCACCCCGCGCUGCACACGCGGUACCGGGCCGGGCUGUGCUCCGCCGCCGCGCUGGCGCUGCUGCUGCUGGCCGCGCUCACCUACGUGCCGCCGCUGCUGGUGGCUUACCGGAGCCACGGUUUCUGGCUGAAGCAGAGCUCGUACCGAGAGCAGCCCGCGGUCCGCUUCCAGUACCAGCUGCUGUUCGUGGCCACCACCGGGCCGGGCCCGGGCAGCUUCCUGGCGUGGAGCACGUUCCCGGCGUUCAACCGGCUCCAGGAGGACCGGCUGCGCGUCCCGCUGCUGUUGGCGAGAGAAGAAGAUAAAAAUCAAGAUGGAAAAAUGGAUCAGUUGCAUUUUAAACUGGAGCUUCCACUUCAACCUACAGAGCACGUAGUUGGCAUUCAGCUGAUUUUGAUCUUUUCCUACCAGCUUUAUAGAAUGUCGACAUUUGUGAUGCAGAGCAUGGCUUUUCUUCAGUUUUUUUCUCCUGUCCCGGGGUCUCAGCUCUAUGCGAAUGGAGACCUGAAACUGAACCAGAGGCAAUUACUUAAGCACUGUGGGCUAGAUACCAGAUACAAUGUGUCUGUGGUGAAUGGCACAAGUCCUUUUGCAAGUGACUAUGAUCUAACAAAUAUCAUUGCAGCGUAUCGAGAGAGAAAUGUGACGACAGUAUUUUCAGACCCUAACCCCAUUUGGAUGACUGGAAGAGCAGCAAAUGCACCAUUUAUCAUUAAUGCCACUAUUCAUUACCCAGUGGAAGUUAUCCUAUAUCAGCCAGGAUUCUGGGAAAUGAUGAAAUUUGCCUGGAUCCAGUAUGUCAGCAUUCUCCUCAUCUUUCUUUGGGUGUUUGGUAGGAUUAAAAUGUUUGUGUUCCAGAAUCAGGUGUUUGCUACGACUCCAGUUGCACCAGUUCUGCCGUUGUCUCCAGUAUUGUCCUACAAACAGCAUCAGUCCUGGUUAUCUAGCACGCUUUGUGCUUCUGAAACUUAUGCAGUUGUGAACUGUAAAUUGUUCUAUCUGUACCUGCAGCGCUCCGGGCGGAUCCCGGCUCCUUCGUCGCCCUCACGCCUGAGUCCCGCACCGCGGGGAGGCCGCGGCCCCGCCGAGUCGGUACAGCGCGGGGCGGGGCGGGCUGCCGGCCUGCCCUCGUCGGGACGCUCCUCUCCCGGGGAUGCUGCGGAGUCGGGGCGGAUCGGCCCCUUCCCGGGCUCCUCCCGCUGCCGCCGCAUUUCGGCCACGUCUGAAAGCGGCUCAUUGUCUGCGGGGAGCUCGGCUCCGCGGCGGUGCCGGGAGGCGGCGGGGCGGGGAGCUUUUUUUAAUUGCCCAGUGAGAAUGGCAAGGAUUCGGAUUUCCAGCACAAUAAUUACCCUUCUUGUUAUGGUCCAGGCUGGACUGCUGCUCUUCAUGUAUGCCCGGUACAAUAGCUUCACACCUCAUUCAGAGAAGUCAUCUCAAGUCCACAUCCUCAUUCUCUCCUCCUGGAGGUCGGGAUCUUCUUUUGUUGGCCAGCUUUUCAGCCAGCACCCCAGUGUCUUCUACCUGAUGGAGCCUGCGUGGCACGUAUGGGUUACCAUGUACCAGAACAGUGCCAAAGUCUUGCACAUGGCAGUGCGGGACCUGGUCAGGUCAGUCUUUCUCUGUGACAUGUCUGUUUUUGAUGCCUACAUGCCUUGGAAAAGAAACUUAUCUGAUCUUUUCCAGUGGGCAGUGAGUCGGGCUCUGUGUUCAGCUCCUGCUUGUGACUCCUUCCAGCGUACUGACAUAACCAGUGAAAUGGCAUGCAAAACUCUUUGUGGGCGGUACCCAUUCAGCAAGGUGGAAGAAGCCUGUAAAACCUACAGCCACGUUGUAAUCAAGGAGGUCCGCUUCUUUGACCUGAAGGUCCUGUACCCGCUUCUCACUGAUCCGUCCCUGAACCUAAAAAUAAUUCACUUGGUCCGUGACCCCAGGGCAGUUGUCAAGUCCCGAGAACAAUCAGUCAAAGCAUUAGCCCGUGACAAUGGAAUUGUUCUGAGCACCAAUGGCACUAAAGUGGAAGACAGCAAAUACAAAGUAAUGCAAGAGAUUUGUAGAAGUCAUGUUCAGAUUUAUGAAACAGCGACUCUAAAGCCACCUGGCUUCCUUAAAGAUCGCUACCUGAUGAUCCGUUUUGAAGAUCUGGUAAGAGACCCGUUGGCAGAAAUCUCAGAGAUGUAUAAAUUUGCAGAUCUCAGUUUGACCCCCAACCUCAAAAGCUGGGUCUACAACAUCACACAUGGACAGGGACCAGGAAAGAAGAAAGAAGCCUUUAAAAUCACAUCUCGAGAUGCAGUUAAUGUUUCCCAGGCCUGGAGAAAUGUUCUUUCAUUCCAGAAAAUUAAAAAAAUACAGGAAGUCUGCAAAGGUGCGAUCAACAUGCUGGGCUAUCAGCUCGUGGAUUCAGAACGAGAACAGAGAGAUCUCUCACUGGAUUUAGUGCUGCCAAGAAGACAAAACCAGUUCAGUUGGUCAUCGUUUAAUCCAAAGAACUAAGCAAUUACUUUGAGAGGUGAGGGAGGGAAAAAGGCAGAGAGUAGCAAUCUGUUGUGCAGUGUAUGGGCAGUUGGAAAGUUCUUGGUUAAUGAGUUGAAUUAAUUUGCUGGUUCACAAAGUAAGGAAAGCCUUUUUUUUUUUUUUUUUUUUU